Messenger RNA from Elaeis guineensis (African oil palm), 2878 nucleotides. NCBI's taxonomy places the organism in Eukaryota, Viridiplantae, Streptophyta, Magnoliopsida, Arecales, Arecaceae. The record is from RefSeq and is a predicted model, not a curated record.
CCGGAAGGCCCUUUCUUCCCAUCCAAGACGUGAACCAGGGAAGAGGGGGGCACGCUCCGUUAAGCCCCCUCUAUAUAUGAUGCCCAUCGCUAUUCCCACUAGCUUCCCUCCUUCUCUAAUCCCCGUCUUCUCUUCUUGCUUCAAAACCCUAAAUCCUCUGCUCCUUCAUCGAUCCAUUCCGAUCGCGGACGAGUCCAAGGAUUCGAAUCGUUGGAACAUUCGAGCCUAAAUUCGAGCACGUUGGUGAUAUUAUUCUAUCGGAGAAGUUUGACCCGCCGAAUCGAAGCCUUCUUCGAAGUAGAGCCGUCGGAAGGAGGCAAAGUUCUUGCGAGAGCUAGUUGCUACAGGGGUUUUCUCGAGAAGAUAUGACCAUAGCCUUUCCUUUUGGAAAGGGAAAAGAAAUCAAGAAUGGCUUCGAGGGCGAUUGCCAGAGGGAAGAAGUACCUGCUGGAGCACCUGAAUGUACCUGCACGGCCAUAUUCUAGUUUUUCAAGUUUUGGACAUGGAAGAUUUGCUCAUGAUGCAAGUACAAGGAUUAUGUGUCCAGUCUCCGAGCAGAAUACUGACAAUGCUGACUGUCAGAAGGAGAAGGAGGCAGCAGCAAUAGCCAAACAGGAUUUGUUGCACUUUUAUGCAAAAGGGUUUCUUAAGCAUCCACCGAGCAGAAUUUAUGUUGCGAGUUUUGGAUAUGAGAGACAAGAUUUCACUCUACCCUUGGGCAUCAGAUGGUUGUCGCAGUCUGUGCACACUGCAUCCACGGCUACAGCUGGUCAAACAGAGACGCACGGUGGGGAAGAGGAGACUGAAGAUCAGAACCAAAAACAGAUAAAAGAGGUAUUGCCUGAGGAAUGUGAUCAGGCUGUGGAAGGCCUGAGCACAGCAAAAGCUAAAGCAAAAGCCAAGCAGAUGCAAGAAUCUCAGAAGACUAAAUCAAUCAUACAAAAGUUCUGGGCAAGGCUUCUGGGGAUUGGUCCUGCUUUGAGAGCUGUUUCCUCCAUGAGCAGGGAGGAUUGGGCCAUAAAGCUUCGACACUGGAAGGAUGAAUUUGUAUCUACCAUGCAGCACUAUUGGCUGGGUUUGAAACUACUGUGGGCAGAUAUCAGGAUUUCAUCGAGACUAUUGUUGAAACUUGCUGGUGGAAAGAACCUCACCAGAAGAGAAAGGCAGCAGCUGACACGCACCACAGCUGAUAUCUUCAGGCUGGUUCCAUUUGCAGUUUUCAUUAUAGUUCCAUUUAUGGAGUUCUUGCUGCCAGUCUUCUUGAAAUUAUUCCCAAACAUGUUGCCAUCCACUUUUCAGGACAAGAUGAAAGAACAGGAAGCAUUGAAAAGGAAACUUCAAGCAAGAAUAGAGUAUGCAAAGUUUUUGCAGGACACUCUGAAAGAAAUGGCAAAGGAAAUCCAAACCUCACGUAGUGGAGAAAUUAAACAGACUGCAGAAGAUUUAGAUGAAUUUCUGAACAAGGUCAGGACUGGUGCCCGUGUUUCCAAUGAUGAAAUUUUAAGCUUUGCAAAAUUAUUCAACGAUGAGCUGACUUUGGACAAUAUCAGCAGGCCAAGGUUGGUAAAUAUGUGUAAAUAUAUGGGGAUCCCGCCAUUUGGAACAGAUAAUUAUUUGCGGUAUAUGCUUCGAAGAACAUUACAAAAGAUUAAAAAUGAUGAUAAACUGAUCCAAGCUGAGGGUGUGGAGUCUCUUUCAGAAGAGGAACUUAGGCAGGCUUGUCGUGAACGAGGCUACCUUGGGUUGCUCUCAACAGAGGAGAUGCGCCAACAGCUUCGUGACUGGUUGGAUCUGUCUCUUAAUCACUCUGUGCCAUCUUCUCUCCUGAUACUCUCAAGGGCCUUCAUUCUAUCUGGAAAGAUGAAACCAGAGGAGGCUGUUGUAGCCACACUAUCGUCUCUACCAGAUGAGGUUGUGGAUACCGUCGGUACUGCUUUGCCAUCGGAAGAUUCGGUAUCUGAGAGGAGGAGGAAGUUGGAGUUCCUCAAGAUGCAGGAAGAACUUAUCAAGGAGGAAGAGAAAAAGCAAGAGAAAGAGGAGAAAGCUAAAAUAAAGGAGUCUGGGAUCAGUGAGGAGGAUGUGGCUUUGAAGGAAAUGACUGAUCCUACCGCUAAGGAAGCAGAGGAGCUGGUGAAAGCAAAAACACUAGAAAAGCAUGAAGAACUCUGUAAAAUCAGCCGUGCACUGGCUGUACUGGCCUCAGCAUCUUCAGUGAGCAGGGAGCGCCAAGAGUUCCUACGGCUUGUAAACAAAGAGAUUGAACUGUAUAAUACCAUGCUGGAGAUGGAGGGUACUGAAGGUGAAGAAGAGGCUAAGAAAGCAUACCAAGCUGCUAGGGAGAAGAGUGAUCAUGCAGCUGAAGUAGCUGCAGGGGACAAAGUCUCAUCAGCACUUAUAGAUAGGGUUGAUGCUUUGCUACAAGAACUUGAAAAGGAAAUUGAUGAUGUAGAUGCUAAAAUUGGUAAUCGCUGGCAAAUACUGGACAGGGAUCAUGAUGGCAAAGUGACACCUGAAGAGGUAGCUGCUGCUGCCACGUACCUUAAAGACACAAUAGGAAAGGAAGGUGUCCAAAAACUCAUCAGCAACCUUUCGAGAGAUAAAGAGGGGAAGAUUCUGGUAGAAGACAUUGUAAAGCUGGCAUCACAAACUGAUGAUGCUAAUGGAGUUGAAGCAGAACGGCUAUAGUUGGUUAAAUAGGGACAAAUGCUCAUCUCUUUCUGAACCCAUAAUAUCCAUUUUUUUCAAACUUGUACCAAUAUUUGUCAGAUAGGUCUGUAGCUUGUAGUUCCAUCGCAGAUCUUGCAGCAAAAUGUAUGUUCCACCCAUGGCCUCAUGGAUUUUUUGCCUCAGUGCCGUGUAUGUUCUCAUUCACUGUGGA